GGCUGAACCAUUGAACACAUCAAAGGCCUCGCCCCCUCUCCUCUCUCUCUCUCUGCGCUGUGGGGCUUUCAUUUUUCUCUCCUCUGUUCUUCUGUAUCUCUGUAUCCAACUCUCUGCUGUACAGUGACUCCAAACUUUGGAUGUGCAAGCAUCCAUCGUCUAUUUUGUUCUCUCUCUUGCCCCCUGAACUAGGUCACUUUUUAUAUCUGCAUCUACAUCUGUAUCCAUUUACAUAUACCUGAUUUAUUUGUGUGUUAUUUCAUCAAAUACAAGCCUUUAGAUUUUUAAUUUUUUUAAUUUUUUGGGUUUUUUUCUGUAUUUGUGCUCAAUCUGAGCUUUUGAUUUCAUGGUGUAACCGGUAAAACGAUGUGUUUUCACAGUAAAUAGAAGUAGACAAGUAUAGGUGAUAUGGCAACCCUAAGAUCGAGCUUGCCGUCGAGUUUGCGGCAACUUAUAUCCGGCGAAGGCGCCAUCGGUCCCUCAGUUAGAAUGGAUUCCGAGCCUCCUCCUAAAAUAAAAGCAUUCAUCGACAAGGUCAUCCAGUGUCCUUUACAAGAUAUAGCAAUACCUCUUUCAGGGUUUUGUUGGGAGUACAACAAGGGAAAUUUUCAUCACUGGAGGCUACUAUUUCUGCAUUUUGAUACAUACUUCAAGACACAUUUGUCUUCUAGGAAAGACCUCCUCUUGACCGAUGAUAUUCUAGAAGAUGAUAGUCUGUUUCCAAAACAAGCAGUUCUACAAAUUUUACGAGUCAUGCAAAUCAUUAUUGAGAAUUGCCAUAAUAAAAGUUCAUUUAGUGGCUUAGAGCAUUUCAAGCUCUUGCUUGCUUCAACUGAUCCUGAGGUUAUUGUGGCAACCUUGGAGACUCUUUGUUCAUUGGUAAAGAUAAAUCCAUCCAAACUACAUGCAAACGGAAAGCUGGUUGGUUGUGGCCCGGUGAAUAGCUGUCUCCUGUCACUUGCACAGGGUUGGGGAAGCAAGGAAGAGGGAUUGGGUCUUUACUCAUGUGUUAUUGUGAAUGAAAGAACUCAAGAGGAAGGGCUAUCCUUGUUUCCAUCUGAUGUACAAAAUGAUUGUGACAAGUCUCAGUGCCGAAUAGGGUCCACUCUUUAUUUUGAAUUGCAUGGUGUCAAUUCUAAAAGAAUUGGGGAAAAAAUUGGUGAUGGGACAGUUUCUUCUGACAUGAGCCCUCCUAAAAUAAAAGCAUUCAUCGACAAGGUCAUCCAGUGUCCUUUACAAGAUAUAGCAAUACCUCUUUCAGGGUUUUGUUGGGAGUACAACAAGGGAAAUUUUCAUCACUGGAGGCUACUAUUUCUGCAUUUUGAUACAUACUUCAAGACACAUUUGUCUUCUAGGAAAGACCUCCUCUUGACCGAUGAUAUUCUAGAAGAUGAUAGUCUGUUUCCAAAACAAGCAGUUCUACAAAUUUUACGAGUCAUGCAAAUCAUUAUUGAGAAUUGCCAUAAUAAAAGUUCAUUUAGUGGCUUAGAGCAUUUCAAGCUCUUGCUUGCUUCAACUGAUCCUGAGGUUAUUGUGGCAACCUUGGAGACUCUUUGUUCAUUGGUAAAGAUAAAUCCAUCCAAACUACAUGCAAACGGAAAGCUGGUUGGUUGUGGCCCGGUGAAUAGCUGUCUCCUGUCACUUGCACAGGGUUGGGGAAGCAAGGAAGAGGGAUUGGGUCUUUACUCAUGUGUUAUUGUGAAUGAAAGAACUCAAGAGGAAGGGCUAUCCUUGUUUCCAUCUGAUGUACAAAAUGAUUGUGACAAGUCUCAGUGCCGAAUAGGGUCCACUCUUUAUUUUGAAUUGCAUGGUGUCAAUUCUAAAAGAAUUGGGGAAAAAAUUGGUGAUGGGACAGUUUCUUCUGACAUGAGCGUUAUACACAUCCCAGAUCUCCAUUUUCGGAAGGAGGAUGAUCUGUCACUCAUGAAGCUAUUGAUGGUGCAGUACAAUGUACCUCCUGAGCACAGGUUCUCGUUGCUCACAAGAAUCAGAUAUGCACGUGCCUUUCGUUCUCCCAGAAUAUGCAGGCUGUACUGCAGGAUUUGUAUACUUGCAUUUGUUGUGCUCGUUCAGUCUAAUGACUCUCAUGAAGAACUUGUUUCCUUCUUUGCAAAUGAGGCAGAAUAUACAAACGAGCUAAUCCGGAUUGUGAGGUCUGAGGAAACUAUUCCUGGAACCAUUAGAACACUUGCUAUGCAUGCCUUGGGAGCUCAGUUAGCUGCAUAUUCAUCCUCUCAUGAUCGGGCACGUAUUUUGAGUGGAUCGAGCAUCAGUUUUGCGGGAGGUAACCGUAUGAUUCUCCUUAAUGUGCUGCAGAGAGCAAUUUUGUCACUAAAUAACUCUAAUGAUGGAUCAUCUAUUGCCUUUGUUGAAGCGCUUCUACAAUUUUACCUGCUUCAUGUCAUAUCAUCUUCAAGUUCUGGGAGUGUUAUUCGGGGGUCUGGAAUGGUACCCACGUUUUUACCUCUGUUGGAAGAUUCUGACCCUGCACAUGUGCAUCUUGUCUGUUUAGCUGUAAAAACUCUACAAAAGCUUAUGGACUAUAGCAAUUCUGCAGUGACCCUUUUCAAAGAUUUGGGUGGAGUAGAGCUCUUGGCACAUAGACUGCAGAUAGAAGUACACAGAUUGACUGAUUUGGCUGGAGCAGAUGAUAAUUCAAUGAGUGUUGGUGCAUGCUCAAGAUAUAAUGAUGAUCAAUUGUAUUCUCAAAAAAGGCUUAUCAGGGUUUUAUUGAAGGCAUUCGGAUCUGCUACCUAUGCCCCUGCCAAUUCAACAAGAUCCCAGAACUCCCAUGAUGUUUCCUUACCUGCCACUUUGUCACUGAUAUUUGGGAAUGUGGGUAAAUUUGGAGGUGAUAUUUAUUCAUCAGCUGUGACUGUUAUGAGUGAAAUAAUUCACAAAGACCCCACAUGUUUUCCUGCUUUGCAUGAGUUGGGUCUUCCCGACGCUUUUUUAUCAUCAGUGGUUGCUGGAAUACUUCCUUCUCCGAAGGCUCUUACAUGUAUUCCUAAUGGUCUUGGUGCCAUGUGUCUUAAUGCCAAAGGCUUAGAGGCUGUGAGAGAAACUUCAGCGUUACGGUUCCUUGUUGACAUCUUCACUGACAAGAAAUAUGUAGUAGCAAUGAAUGACAGUAUUGUUCCUUUGGCAAAUGCUGUGGAAGAGCUUUUGCGGCAUGUGUCUUCAUUGAGAAGUACUGGCGUUGAUAUUAUCAUUGAAAUUUUGAACCAACUUGCUUCAAUAGGUGACACCAGUUGUACAGAGUCAUUGGGAAAAGGCAACGAGAGCACUGCCAUGGAAAUGGAUUCCGAAGACAAGGAAAAUGUGGGCUCUUCCUGUCUGGUUGGUGUCACAGAUUCAACUGUGGAAGGCAUAAGUGAUGAGCAGUUUAUCCAACUUUACAUCUUCCAUGUGAUGGUACUCGUUCACAGGACAACAGAAAAUUCUGAAACAUGUCGAUUAUUUGUGGAGAAGUCAGGAAUUGAAUCUUUAUUGCAACUUGUUCUACGGCCAAGUAUUUCACAAUCAUCAGAAGGGAUGUCCAUAGCUUUACAUAGCACCAUGGUCUUCAAGGGUUUUGCUCAACAUCACUCUGCUCCUUUAGCACAUGCCUUCUGUUCCUCUCUCAAGGAUCAUCUGAAGAAAGCUUUGACCGGAUUCAGCAUGGUUUCAAGCUCUUUCCUGCUGGACCCUAAGGUGGUUCCAGACAGCGGAAUCUUUUCUUCACUUUUUCUUGUUGAGUUCCUUCUAUUUCUUGCUGCCUCAAAAGACAAUCGUUGGAUAGCUGCAUUGCUUACUGAAUUUGGAAAUGGUAGCAAGGAUGUUCUUGAAAACAUUGGAUGUGUUCAUCGGGAAGUUCUAUGGCAGAUUGCUCUACUGGAAGAUGCUAAGCUUGAGACAGAGGACGAUGGUGCUAGUUUGGCUGACAAGUCACAACAUCCAGAAUUGAAUCUCAAUGAAACUGAAGAGCUAAGAUUCAAUUCUUUUAGGCAGUUUCUUGAUCCGUUACUGAGAAGAAGGAUGUCGGGAUGGAGUUUUGAGUCUCAGUUUUUUGACCUCAUAAACCUAUACCGAGAUCUCACUCGUGCUUCGGGUCUUCAGCAACGGCAAACCUCUGAUGCUUCUUCAAACAUGCAGCUUGGAGCCACUCAUCAAUCACCUCAGUCUGGUACUUCUGAUGGUGCUGAUGGUAGAAAGGAAGAUGACAAUCAGAGAUCAUAUUAUUCUUCUUGUUGUGAUAUGGUGAGGUCAUUAUCACUUCACAUCACUCAUUUGUUUCAAGAGUUGGGUAAGGUAAUGGUGCUUCCAUCUCGCCGACGAGAUGAUGUGCUGAAUGUGUCCCCUUCUGCAAAAUCAGUGGCAUCUACCUUUGCUUCCAUUGCACUGGAGCACAUGAAUUUUGGAGGUCACGUCAUUCCUUCUGGUUCAGAGGUAUCUGUGUCAACUAAGUGUCGAUACUUUGGCAAAGUUAUUGAUUUCAUUGAUGGUGUUCUACUGGACAAGCCAGACUCAUGCAAUCCAGUUUUAUUGAAUUGUUUGUAUGGGCGUGGCGUUCUUCAAUCAAUAUUGACCACAUUUGAAGCUACCAGUCAGUUGCUCUAUGCAAUUAACAGGGCUCCUACUUCUCCUAUGGAGACUGAUGACGGGAGUUUAAAGCAGGAUGAAAUAGAAGAGACAGAUCAUUCCUGGAUAUAUGGUCCUUUGGCUGACUAUGGUAAACUCAUGGACCACUUGGUGACUUCGUCGUUUAUUUUAUCUCCUUUGACAAAACACUUGCUCACUCAGCCUGUAGUGAGUGGAGAUAUUCCAUUUCCACCGGAUGCAGAGACAUUUGUAAAGGUCCUCCAGUCCAUGGUACUGAAGGCAGUGCUUCCUAUUUGGACUCACGCACAAUUUACGGAUUGCAACUCUGAUUUCCUUGCAAUGGUUGUUUCCAUUGUUCGGCAUAUUUAUUCAGGGGUUGAGGUGAAAGAUGUCAGUAGCGCUGGGGCUCGAGCACCUGGUCCUCCACCUAAUGAAUCAACUAUUGCUACAAUUGUGGAGAUGGGUUUUUCCAGGUCCCGAGCAGAAGAGGCUUUGAGGCAGGUUGGUUCAAAUAGUGUGGAGCUGGCAAUGGAAUGGUUGUUCUCACAUCCAGAGGAAGCUCAAGAUGAAGAUGAACUUGCUCGUGCACUUGCGAUGUCCCUUGGAAACUCGGUAGCAGACACAAAGGAUCCUGCUAAAGAGAGUAGUCAGCAUAUUGAAGAAGAAAUUAUUCAACUCCCUCCUGUUGACAAUUUGUUGUCAACAUGUAGAAAACUUCUGCAAAUGAAGGACUCUCUAGCUUUUCCAGUUCGGGAUCUUCUUGUAAUGAUAUGCUCCCAAAAUGAUGGUCAACAAAGGUCCAGUGUUAUUUCAUUUAUUAUAGAGCAAGUGAAACUCUGUGGUGACAUUUCUGACAGUGGAAACAAUAACAUGCUAUCUGCUCUUUUUCAUGUUCUUGCUCUAAUUCUCAAUGAAGAUGCAGCAGCAAGAGAAGUUGCUUCGCAGAGUGGUUUGGUUAAAGUUGCUUUGGAUCUUCUUUCAUGUUGGAAUUUUGGGUCAUGUGGAAAGGAGACAUCUCAAGUUCCUAAAUGGGUGACAGCAGCUUUUGUUGCAAUUGAUCGUCUUGCUCAAGUGGAUCAAAAAUUAAAUGCCGAUAUCUUAGAGCUGUUGAAAAAGGAUGAUACUGGUAGCCAUAAAUCUCUAGUAAUCAACGAGGAUAAGCAAAACAAGUUGCAGUCAACUUUGGGUCUAUCUUUGAAAUAUAUCAAUAUACAGGAGCAGAAGAGACUUGUUGAGAUCGCUUGUGGUUGUAUCAGUAACCAGCUUCCAUCUGAAACAAUGCAGGCUGUUCUGCAACUGUGUUCUACGCUUACGAGGACUCAUUCUGUUGCUCUAAGUUUUUUUGAUGCUGGGGGUUUGCCUUUGCUGCUUUCCUUGCCAACAAGUAGCCUGUUUGCUGGAUUUGACAAUGUUGCUGCUACCAUAAUUCGCCAUAUCCUCGAAGAUCCCCAGACUCUCCAGCAAGCAAUGGAAUCUGAGAUACGGCACAGUGUUGUGACUGCUGCUAAUCGGCAGAGCAACGGACGGCUUACACCCCGGAAUUUUCUCUCAACUUUAACUUCUGUCAUUUCACGGGAUCCAGUGAGUUUCAUGCAGGCUGCUCAGUCUGUGUGCCAAGUUGAGAUGGUGGGUGAAAGGCCAUACAUUGUCUUGCUGAAAGAUCGUGAUAGGGAUAAAUUUAAAGAAAAAGAAAAGGAGAAAGAGAAAGCAGAGGAGAAAGAUAAGCCACAGGCUAACGAUGGGAAGAUUGUUUUGGGUAGUAUGAGCUCAUUGGCUCCUGCAAGUGGGCAUGGAAAACAUGUUGAUGCAAAUUCCAAGAAUGUCAAAGUAAAUAGAAAACCUCCUCAAAGUUACAUAAGUGUGAUCGAGCUUCUGUUGGAUUCAGUGAUAACUUUUCUACCUCCAUUGAAAGAUGAUAGUGUUGGCAUGGAUGGCUCAUCAACGGAGAUGGAUGUUGAUGAUUCUGUGUGCAAGGGGAAAGGAAAAUCUAUUGACUCUGUAUCUGGAGAGAAUGACGCCAAUAACCAGGAAUCUUCGGCAUCUUUGGCGAAGAUGGUAUUUAUAUUGAAGCUCUUGACUGAAAUUCUCUUGAUGUAUGCUUCAUCUGCUCAUGUUCUCCUCCGAAAAGAUGCUGAAGUUAGCAGUUGCAGGAGCCCUCCACAGUGUGGUCAUGCAGAUUACUGCCCUAGUGGAAUAUUUCACCAUAUUCUUCACAAAUUUCUUCCAUAUUCCAAGAAUUCUAGAAAGGACAAGAAAACAGAUAUUGACUGGAGGCAUAAACUGGCAAGCAGGGCUGGCCAGUUUUUGAUGGCGUCUUGUGUUCGUUCCACUGAGGCAAGGAGGAGAGUUUUCACAGANAAAAUGAUGGUCAACAAAGGUCCAGUGUUAUUUCAUUUAUUAUAG
Molecule: messenger RNA, 6984 nt
Organism: Ilex paraguariensis (yerba mate)
Lineage: Eukaryota; Viridiplantae; Streptophyta; Magnoliopsida; Aquifoliales; Aquifoliaceae
Source: the annotation of a GenBank genome assembly